Molecule: messenger RNA, 781 nt
Organism: Cotesia glomerata
Lineage: Eukaryota; Metazoa; Arthropoda; Insecta; Hymenoptera; Braconidae
Product: cuticle protein 19-like
Exons: 5
Coding region: 307-759 (150 amino acids)
Cellular component (GO): extracellular matrix
Source: RefSeq, a predicted model, not a curated record
AAUUAGUCUUGUAAUAAAUUUUACAUAACGUCGAUUGAAACUAUAUUAUAUUAUAAAGUCAACGCAAUAGUUACUUAUAAUAGUGAUAAUAUUAUUUUAUGAAUUUCACCGUAGUCACGAUCUGAAUUUAAAACUAAAUCAAGAUACUCUUUCGAUAAUUAUUUACUCCCCUAUAGAUCUAAUAAAAAGAGAAUGUGAGUCUAAGUAUAUAAAGAACACAUUUUCAGAUACUUUGAUGAUAGUUUUAACAAAAGACACGCUGUUGACGUUUCGUAUUCUUAAAUUAUUAUAUUUAAUAAAUUCACCAUGUCAAUUUUACAUAUAUUAAUAUUUAUUGGAUGGCUUUUUACCAAUGUUGAAUUUAGUAUUACUCAGAGAUAUAAUUGGCCGUAUAAAGAACAGUCAGUUUAUAAAUUAUUAAAACCCGCAUCGUUGACAACAAUACCCAAAUAUCCACCAAUUAUUUAUGUCACUCCGCCUAUUUCCAAAUCAUCUGACAAAAAAACUCGGCGCAAACAACCUAAAGUCGAUUACAUGGAUUAUCCAAUGUACUCAUUUAAUUACGGCGUAACUGACGGUUAUACGGGUGACUCAAAGUCAGCUUGGGAAGAAAGAAACGGUGAUGCUGUACGUGGUGAGUACUCGGUAGUCGAAGCCGAUGGAUCUAUUCGUACAGUAACUUAUACAGCAGACGAUAAAAAUGGAUUUAACGCCGUGGUUACCAAAAGCUUACCACCAAAUUUCCACAAACCUAAUUAAUUCCUAAUUAAAUUAAUUAAUU